Oncorhynchus mykiss (rainbow trout) is the source of this 4559-nucleotide messenger RNA. Lineage: Eukaryota; Metazoa; Chordata; Actinopteri; Salmoniformes; Salmonidae. The record is from RefSeq and is a predicted model, not a curated record.
UAGGGUAGCUGUGAAUACCAUGUAGCUUGUUGUGAAUACCAUGUAGCUUGUUGUGAAUAUCAUGUGGGGUUGCUAGCUCAGUAAAUGCGUUUAGCCCCUGAUCAGUGCAUGAGAGGAGAAGAGACCAGUGAAGAAAGCCAACUAGCUAACGUUACUAGGAAUGAGAUGCACCCAGUCAUGGUGGUCCUAACACUAAGUAUUCAGGCAGGUUGUUUGUGCUGUUCUCUGCCACAACGUUACAUUAUGACAUUACAGACCGACUUUGAGCGGUUUCCGGGGCGCUGUGCUACUAACUAACGUCAGUCAUAGCACAUACUGUUCACUAGCUAGCACGUCAGCUUACUGGCGAGAUAACUCAAAUACAUCUCAUUCUUUGCAGGUCAGGGGUGUCCGGAUAGCCUUUCCCCUGAAUUUGAGAUGUUAUUUUUGGUCACCUACUUCGUGUUUUGGACAGGGCACCUCCGGGAAAGAGUCAAAUUCCAGGAUUCAGAUAGGAGAAGAGUAUUUGGUCCGGUUAUCACUAGUUACCACAGCCACAAAACGCAGUCAUGCCUAAUUCUACAAUGUAUCUCAUUUAAAUCGUAAUCCUAACGUUAACCGCAUAUCUGAUUUUAGAUUAAGACCAAAAAGCAACAACAAAAAGUAUGCAUUUUUACGAUAGACAAUUAUAACUUUGUGGCUGUGGUAACCAGUGACGACACUGGUUGCCAGAUAUGAGAGGCAACAGGGCAGUUGUAUAGUCGCUUUGGUUCAAAACUGAAGGUGUCCAACUAAAGCAUGUCUCCAAAAUGCCAAAGGACAACACAAAAUGACAUUUCUUUAUGAUUUUGUUGGGUGACAACACUAAAUAUCUGGCUACCCGGAGGAUUGUCCGUCCAUCCGAAUAGAAUCAUUUCCGGUAUAAAGGAUUUUCUUUGUUUUAAAAAAACUCCAUCAUGUCGGGGGGCAAAGUGCCUAUACAAAUCACGUAUUUGCUCAAUAAUAACCGUUGUGUUUGCAUGGUUCUGUGUUAAUUUACUAACAACCAGAAAUGGUUUUAUGAAGAUGGGGAGGUUUAUUUUGUCCGCAACAAAGGGGGAGGAAUAUUGUCGACGCACAGCGUCUCCGGCUGCAUGCCCAGAGACCUGAGCUGGCAGACUACACAACAAGAGUCUACUUUUGCCGUAAUGGGGGAGAAACCGUUGAAGAUCCUCGCAUGUGGUGAUGUAGAAGGAAGCAUUAAUGCUGUGUUUAACCGCGUCCGGACCAUCCAGAAGAAGAGCGGGCAGUUUGAUCUGCUGCUGUGUGUAGGAAACUUCUUCGGUUCGUCUCCAGGAGCUCAGGCUGAAUGGCAGGAGUACAAAUCUGGAGCAAAGAAAGCUCCCAUCCACACCUACAUCCUGGGAGCAGCCAGCCAGGAAACCCUCCGCUUCUUCCCCAGUGCUGACGGCUGUGAGCUGGCAGACAACAUCACCUACCUGGGUCGUCGUGGCGUUUUCACUGGGGCGUCAGGCCUGCAGAUAGCAUAUGUGAGUGGUCGUGAGGGGCAGCAGGAUCCGACUCCAGCUCACUGCUUCUCUCCUAAAGACCUCACUCAGCUGGUGGAGCCACUGAUUAGCAACAACCAGUUCAGAGGAGUGGACAUCCUGCUGACAUCACAGUGGCCCCGCGGAGUCUGGCAGUACGCCAACAGCCCCGAAGUCAACACUAAGUUCUGUGGAACGACCUCCAUCUCCCACCUGGCUUACAAGCUGAAGCCUCGCUACCACUUUGCUGCGGUAGAAGGAGUUCACUAUGAGAGACUACCUUACAGGAAUCAUGUUGUUCUUCAGGAGAAUACUCAGCACGUCAGCAGAUUUAUCGCCCUGGCAACCGUCAACAACCCAGAGAAGAGAAAGUACCUGUAUGCCUUCAACAUUAUCCCGAUGAAAAGCAUGGAGGCAUCAGAACUGGUCAAGCAGCCUCAGGAUGUCACUGAGAGCCCUUACAGCAGGAUGGUUAGAGAGAACACUCUCUCUGACCCUACUGUCCAGGAGCCGGCAUCUCAGUUCUUCUUUGACCUGGGGAAGAAGCAGCGUGGAGGGGGGCGUGGCCAGGGGGGGCGUGGUAGGAAGAGGCCCUCAGACGGAGACGGGCAGAAUCAAGGACAGCCGUGGGAUUCAGACCGGCAGAGUCAGAGACUGCCCUUUGAGCUAGACAGGCCUAAACAACCCCGCAGGCCCCCUCAGCCCAGCGGUCCCUGUUGGUUCUGUCUGGCCAGCCCUCAGGUAGAGAAACACCUGGUCAUCAGCAUUGGUACACAUUGCUACCUGGCCCUUGCUAAGGGCAGUCUAACCCCUCAGCAUGUGUUGGUACUGCCCAUCGGUCACUACCAGUCAGUAGUGGAACUGAGCUCUGAGGUGGUUAAAGAACUGGACCGAUACAAGAUGGCUGUCAGGACCUUCUAUAAGAGCAAAGGACAGCGCUGUGUUCUGUUUGAGAGGAACUACCACAGCCAACACCUACAGAUCCAGGUAGUACCAGUACCGGAGGAUCAGUGUACCACUGAAGAUAUUAAAGAAGCCUUCAUGCUGCAGGCGCAGGAACAGAACAUGGAGCUGAUGGAGAUACCCCAACACACUGACCUCAAACAGAUUGCUCCUCCAGGGACACCGUACUUCUACGUAGAGCUGGACUCUGGAGAGAAACUCUUCUACCGCAUUCAGAAAAACUUCCCUCUACAGUUUGGCAGGGAGGUGUUGGCCAGCGAGGCGUUGCUGAACAUCCCGGAGAGGGCCGACUGGAGAGAGUGUAAACAGACCCCAGAGGAGGAGGAGGGUCUGAGCAAACAACUACGAAACGACUUCCAACCAUACGACUUUGCACUGGAAGACUGAACACCGACACACACUGUACCGUACAGGAGGGGUGUAAUGGUACACGUUUUCAUACUGAACCGUUGGGUACGGGGACUUCUGGAUUAACAACACCAGUCCUAUAGUCUGUGCUGUGUUGUAGGCCUAUGUCUGCAGUAAAUCUGAGCUGAACAUUUCAGUCUAUUCCGUUGAAACAACUAGAGCCUAUGUGCACGUUGUAAUCAAAAUUUAAAUCUUAAUUGGCGCAUUUCAAAAACCGUCCUUUUGUGAGGCGCAGCCGGGAACUAGUUCUGUACGAUGGUGAUAACCGGAGGAUCCUCCAUCGUUCAAAUCUCCAGUUUGGGAACAUUUUGUCAUGAACGUAGAUUAUAACGGUGAUGGACAGAGUUGUGGAUAAAGCGUUAACAGUAUGUCUCCACGCAGAAGGAGAAUAGCUGCUGUAGCACCUCCAACAUGUUGACACCCACAUCACCCCAGUAUAGUGUAGCAUGACGGAGCACCUCCAACAUGUUGACACCCACAUCACCCCAGUAUAGUGUAGCAUGACGGAGCACCUCCAACAUGUUGACACCCACAUCACCCCAGUAUAGUGUAGCAUGACGGAGCACCUCCAACAUGUUGACACCCACAUCACCCCAGUAUAGUGUAGCAUGACGGAGCACCUCCAACAUGUUGACACCCACAUCACCCCAGUAUAGUGUAGCAUGACGGAGCACCUCCAACAUGUUGACACCCACAUCACCCCAGUAUAGUGUAGCAUGACGGAAACACAAAGAAUUCACACCACCUCCCGUCUGCAUUCAGCUGUUUCUGACCGGGCCAAAGUUCAGAGCGAUAGGUAGGCAAUGUUUAUGUUUUUUACAGUCUUGGGUUUAUUGCGUGGAUAUGUGUCCGUUCUCAGGGGUUGAGAAUAGGGCCUUUCAGCACCUCGUCAAAUUGCUCCACACCCACGUUACCAACUCCCCUCAUUUCAUAAAACGGGUAGUACCCACGUUAUAUAAGCAAGCCAAAGUUUUAAAUGAAUUGGCCAAUGUAUCCUGUGUUGUGCUUGGUGACAUCCUGUCGCAUGACCCCGGAGUAGGCGAUGUCCCAUGCUACAGACACGCCCCCUUUACCAAAGUGCUGGAGGCAGUGUCGUGGUGCGUUUGGAACCAACUGGGAAGUUGCCACAUACGACUGGGUUAAAUCUACUUCAAUGUCCCUCCAACUGGUAAUUACUAGUGGGAAAACUAUCAUUGUGAGCUCCCACUUCUCCCACAUGCUGACCUCACCUACUAAAGGACAUUUUCAGGCAGUUAAAUGCAACAAAACAUUAUUUAAAAAUAGCAGUGGUUUUUUAACUAUAAUUUGUUUAAAAGCAUGAUAGCUGUACUUUUAGGAGGACGCAGCUUGUUGGCCGUUAGCCAAUCGACGAUUCUCAACAAGUUCAAAUCACAUGAAUGGUCCCACUGGUAUUUAUGACGACACAACUGGUAAAUGCCCUCAUGGUUACAAACUCAGCAUCAGGGUGGGAACUUGAGAGGCCUGACAUAAGUGUCAAUGCUGAACAUUGUGAAGGGCGUUUAAUUUGGAGGCGCAGGGUGCAGUUGAGAUCUUCCCUUAUUAAUGCACUUCCUGCCUUCUCUGUUUUAACUUCAAUCCAAUCGUCUGAAAAAGUAGUUUUCACAAUGUGGAGAUAAAUCAGUGUCAUCAUUUUGUACAAGGUCCCUGAUUAAAAGCUUUUUU